AAUACUUCUCAGAAUAGAAACAAGUUGCAUAUAAUCAUCAUACACCAAGGCAACCAUCCAUUCUUCAAGUUAAACUUGCGUAGGAUCGACGAUUUGUCAGCGAAGCAUUUCAUGUGGUGCACAAAGUUAUUCGAGCAGAACGAAAAAGGAACUGAAAACAGCGGGGGGAAAGAUUCUGAUUGCCUGUCAAUUUGAUUAUGAUCCCCGGGAUUAUGGUUUCCCAGUUUAAUUUGAGGAUCACAGAAUAGCACAUGUGGUGGACCUCAGAGAGGUUCAGCGUAGACUGGAUGUUGUGAUGGCUACAAGCAGUGAGGAAUCAGAUGAUUCCGAUGGGGGAUUCAUAUUGCCAGGUGUUAAAGAAACACUUAGGAAUAUUCUUGCAGAGUAUCCAAACAAUGGCCAGAUCCUGAAGGAGAUAAUUCAGAAUGCUGAGGAUGCGGGUGCAACUGAGAUAAAGUUCUUCCUGGAUACCCUACCAAGAGAGACGUCAGGAAAAUUGCUGAAAGAUGGCCUCAAGCAAUUUCAGGGACCAGCUUUGUAUGUAUUCAAUAAUGCAGUCUUCACGAAAAAAGACUGGGAGGGUAUUAGAAGUCUAGGGACAAGCGUGAAGAAGGAUGACCCAAUUAAAGUUGGCAGAUUUGGACUUGGUUUCAAAUCUGUGUUUCACAUAACAGAUUUGCCAUCUGUUCUCAGCCAGUAUCAACUCAUGAUGAUUGAUCCUCAUCAGAGAUUCUUCAAACAAGGCACCCACAGCCUAUAUCUCAACAAGAAAAGUGGAACGUCUAAGAAGAGAUCAGAUAGAUAUUCGGGACAUUUGGAGGCAUUCAAGAGAGUUCUUGAUCAUCCUGAACUUAAUGGGGCAUUUGAUGGUGAAGCCUUGGAGGGGACUCUAUUCAGAUUCCCCAUAAGACUUGCUCCUGGGCCAGAUGAGAUGUUGUCUGAACUAACAGACCAGUGCUAUAAAAUGGAUGAGAUUCGCCACCUGUUGGAAUCACUCAAGCAAGAUGCUGACCUUAUCCUGCUAUUCAUGAAGACACUGAACACGAUCCAUGUGACCAUCCUUCAUGAUAACACCAAUGGUGAAGCCUUUCUUAAAGUAUCUCUAAAAGCAGGAGAGGCAGACCUUGAUAUCACUAAAGAGCGAGCUGAUUUUCUUGAGUCUAUCAAAGAUCGUCAACUAGGCAACCACAGUGAUACAAAGUAUGAACCACUAACAAUGUCUGCAGUCAUUAGCAUUCAGAUGGAAGUAUUAAAUGAGCCAGAGAAACACAAAAUGUGGCUUGUAAGCCACUACUAUGCAGGAAGUGAAGUUUCAGUUGAUUUACGGAAUCUAAUAAAGGAUGGAAAGGUUGGCUUGAUUCCACUGGUGGGAUGUGCAAUAGAGAUCACGAAAGAAGAUGUGGUGAAAUGUAAACAACCUGCUGGGCACAUUUUCUGUGUGCUGCCCCUACCAAUGACAGAGACCAGCCCAUCAGGUCUGCCCAUACAUGUGAAUGGAUACUUUGCUUUGGACCAGAAUAGAGCACAUUUGAAAUGGCCUACAGUGGACCAGAAGGAAGGCAGUGACCCUAAGCUAACGUGGAACAUGUGUCUGUUAACUGAAUUGCUCCCUCAAUGCUAUAUACAGCUGAUCUUGAAAGCACGGAAUCUGGAGCUUCAACCUGCUUUAAUUUAUCACAUGAUUGCAGAUUGUGACAAGGUUCAUGACAAGUGGAAGAUUGUAAUUGCAAAACUCUUCCCUCAGCUAUAUCAGAAUGACAUCAUAUAUUCUGCAGUCCAGAACAAGUGGGUUAAAACAUCAGACUGUGUCGUAGAUGACUUGCACAGCCAACCAAAUAGAGUGAGAGAUGUGCUGUAUGAUCUUCUCAGAAAGACUGGAUGUAACUUAGCACAGAUUCCAGCUCAUGUCCAGAAUGGCAUUGUAACAUACACUGGCUUAUCUUUAACACCUAUCAGUCCUCGAUAUGUCCGUGAGCAAAUGCAAGCACAGCCAAAUACAUACAAAGGUCUCCAAAAAGAAGAUAAACACUCUCUUCUAAGUUACCUUCUACAGGAUGAACAGUUUUCUGCCUUAGAGGGACUGGAACUGAUCACACUAUGUGAUGGCACUGGAGCUGCUUUCGUGAAGUGUACACAUUCCUUUCCUCAUCCCACACCUGUCUACCUACCAUCUAUUGAAAAAUACCCAAUGGCAAUGUUUCCAAACCACCAGGGCUUUUUCAUGAAUACAGACGACAUGGACCCAUGCCUUGUUCAGAAGCUUCAUAGCGUCGCUCAGACUUGUUCUACUCAGUUAGCAGAGAUGACGGAUUCUGAAGCUCGUAGAUUGAUAUUUGAAACUGAACCAGAAAGCUGGAAGGAUGAAACUACCAUUGACUUGACACCAAAUCAGGCAAAGCAGAACAUAGCAUGGUCAGAUAGUGUUUCGAACUACAUUGUGAAUAACAGAAAAGGGCUAGAUCAGUUUGAACACCUUCAUCUCAUACAGCAGAAUUCUGUAAAACUGAUACAGUUGAAAAAGAACUCGGGAAUACUUCUUGAGGGGAAACCACAAAUCAACAGCCAUUUGAAGAGGCUGCUUAAUGGCAUUGGUGUAACUGUCAUUAAUUACCUUCCCAAACCAUGGGAUUCUCAAGAGCAAAAAUUGAAAAGCCAGUCUUAUAUACAUUCUGCUACCCCUGUUGGAAUUCUUCAGGCAAUUGCUGACAAAGUGAACCACCAGUAUGAAAUCCCUGAGUAUCUGCAUAGAGCAUCUAAAAAAGAACGAGAAGCACUCCAGAUAGAACUUGCCAACAUCAGCUUAUAUUCAAAUAUUGAUCGAAAGUUGAUAAGAUCCUUGCCAAUUUUCAAAUCUACAGAUCAACAGUGGGUGUCAUUUGAUGGUAAUGAUCCUAUAAUGUGCAAAGAAGUUAUCCCUAUCAAGGUGAAAGUUAGAAUGAUUAAGAACAAUGAAAGAGUGAUGAAGUUAGCAUCAUUGGCAGGAGUAAAUCCCUUACAGGAGGCAGAUCUCAUUGUGGAUCACAUUGUACCCUAUCUGAGUGAGUACACAAGAUUGGAAACACAAGAACUUAUGCUACAUAUACUGGAGAACUGCUACCGCAUGAUGCACCAGGGGAAAGGUUGGGAAAGACUAAAAAUUGUACUGAAGACAAGCAAAUGUCUAGCAGAUAAAGAUCACUCUUUGUGCAGUAUCAGUGAGUUGUAUCAUCCAAAGCUGUCUAGUUUGGUUGAGCACAAAGUACCACAUGAAGUGUACCAAGAAAAGUCUUCUAUCACAAUCCUUGAAGAGCUUGGACUUAAACCUGUGUUAUCUAAAGAUGACAUUCUGAAUAUUGCAAGAAAUAUUGAAUGCAACAAUGAUAUUUCAAAAUCAGAAGAACUACUGAAAUAUUUGGAGAGGCACUGCAGCAUAUUGCGUGACAAAAGCUUGGUAGAUCAACUCGCUGACAUUGUCUGGGUACUUAGAGAUGAGACACAAAAUAAUGAAUUACCAAAUUCUUUAAAGGUGUCGUAUGAGGAGAGUAGGAAGUUAUGGAAGCCAAGUGAAGUUUGUGACCAAAAGUUUGUAUAUUUGAUUGGAUCUGCACAACCACUGAUAAUGACAAAACAUGUCAAAGAAGUGAGCAAUGCAUUUGGCUGGGGUAAAAUACCUCACGAUGGCAUCAUACACCAGCACAUGAAAAAUAUCUCCACAAGCUACAAACACGAGGAUAAAGGAGUUUAUUCAACAUUAGCUAAAUCAGUGUAUAAACAAAUGGUUAGCAGUCCAACCCUUCAAACAUUGCUGAUACAGGACUCAAGUUUGAAGUGGAUCUGGCAUGGAAAUGGCUUCACAGGUCCAUCUAGCAUAGCCCUCACCAAAGCAGACUUUCCAUUAGAGCCAUACAUAUAUUUUUUUCCCAGUGAGAUGAAAGAAUUCCGAAAUAUCAUCAGGAAAGCUCCAGUACAAGAAGGAUCAGUUGAAUCAAUUCUAAUGAGCACACUGGAAAAAAUGAAUGCCGCACCUAUAGCAGAGAGAGACUAUGAUAGAGAUUUGAGAAUAGCUGUGGCCACAAUCAAUAAGAUUGCCUCUGAAGUGAAAAGGAAGAAAGUAGAGUUGAGUCAAGUGAAAGACAGAUUGCUGCUUCCAGUGCAAAGUGACGAGGAUCGGGGUAUUCUUAAGCUGAAAAAGAUCAAUGAGUGUGCAUAUAUGUACAGUGUACAGGCAUGGCUUACACAAAAAUGUAGUGCCCAUUUAAUGUCACAUUGCUACGUACAUCGAGAUAUCUCAGAGGACACUUGUACUGUUUUAGGUGUCCCUUCUCUGAUGAGCAAAAUUUUAGGGGAUGAUAAUGGCUUUGGAGAUUAUGGUCAAACUGAAGACUUGACAACAAGACUUCAAAAUAUUCUCAAAGAUUACAAAGAUGGAUUUUCUGUGCCAAAAGAAUUGAUUCAGAAUGCAGAUGAUGCAGGGGCUACAAAGGUCAGUUUUAUCUACGAUGAACGAGAUAAUCAAGAUGCUAGAACAUUCCUCCUGGACCCAGAGAUGUGUGAUUUACAGGGACCUGCCUUAUGGGUUCACAAUGAUGCCACAUUCUCAAAAGAUGACUAUGAAAACAUUGAAAAGCUUGGAGGUGCAACCAAAGCUGAAAAGGGAAACAAGAUUGGAAAGUUUGGCCUUGGCUUUAACGCUGUGUACAAUCUCACUGAUGUCCCAAGUUUUGUAAGUGGAGAGAGCAUUGCUUUUUUUGAUCCACAUCAAACAUUUCUUGGAAAAGCAAUUAGUGGAAAACCAGGAAUUAAACUUGCAAUUCACUUUGUAAAGAAACUACCACAACUAGCCGACCAGUUCAAACCAUACAAUGGAAUGUGUAAGUGCAAUUUAAGCUGCAAUGAUAAUGAAGUGCCUUACUACAAGGGAACCCUUUUCAGAUUUCCCCUGCGGAGAAAACCAAGCAAAAUCAGUAAAAUCUGUUAUGAUGAGGUGGAAAUGAAAAAACUGCUACAGACUCUUGAGGUUGGGGCACAUAAGAUGAUGCUUUUUACUCAGAAUGUGAGGGAGAUAACAAUUUCUAAAAUUCCCAAAGGCACAUCAAAUAAAAAUGAAGUCCAACCAGUACAAUCUGAAAUCUUACUGACAAUUACAAAGGAGAAAAUACAAUGCAUCAGGAGUCCAAUUUCAAAAAAUAGCAUGCUGGAUUCAUCAUACCUGUAUCUUCAACAGAGUUGCGAAAGCACUUCCAAACCGGAAUCUUCUGACAUUGUCAAAACAAUAAAGACCAUUGAGGACACUGGCAAUAUGUUUUUGGAAGUAUCUCCAGAGAACAGAGAAAAACAUUGGUUAGUGUCUUGGAACAUUGGAGAGAGUGGUGCCUAUAAAACUGCCAAAUCAGACCCAAGGCGACACAACUCCCUAGCUGGUGUUGCCAUGAAUAUUGAGCCAACAGAUAAGGAAGGCUGCUACAGGCCCAUAAGUACAGGUUCAGCCACCAUCUUUUGUUUUAUGCCAUUGCCAGUUCCACCCAUUGCAUCUCUUCCAGUUCAUAUCAAUGGAAGUUUUGCUGUGACUCAGAGCCGUAGAGAGCUUUGUGAAUGGAAGCCGGGAGAUAAGAGCAAUGAAGAGGCCAAAUGGAAUGAAAUCUUAAUGAGGGAUUCUGUUGUUUGUGCUUACCUUGACUCACUGGUGGACCUGAAAGCCAUUAUGGAUCCAGAUAUGAGAAAAAAUCACUACAAUGUUUGGCCAACAAUGCAAAAUUCCUCAAAUGUGUACGGCCAGUUCCAAGAGAGUUUUUAUAAGAGACUCCUAAGCGUAAAUAAUGGUCCAGAAAUAUUUACGGAUGGAAGAUCCUGGAGAAAUGUACAGAAUACUGUUCUCAUGGAUACAGAAUGGACUGAUGAACAAUCCAGUAAUGAUGAACAAUCUGAAUCCAAGAUACCCUUGACUGAAGCCAAGCAUGUACUUAAAAUUCACCAUCCAGAGAGCAUCGUAGUAGCUGAUAUGCCAGAAGUGGUUCUCAAAACAUUAAAGGAAACAUCUUGUUUCCAAAUGACAAUGUAUACUGUAGACAAGUUCUUCAAGGAUGUUUUCUUCCAUCAGAUAGAUACAUUACCUGAGGAAUAUAGGGACUCCUUGAUGUUGUAUGCAUUGAAAAAUGAGGCUUUGUUGAGUAAAGGCAUUAUCUAUCUGAUGAAUACUGUGCCAUGUGUGCCAGUUAAGCCAAAGGGUCAACUGAGAACAAUUCCAGAUCUCAUUGAUUCUUCAUCUGAAUUGAAGGAUUUAUAUUGUGAUGUAGAUGAGGUAUUCCCUGCAGAUGCUUACAUUCAACAAGACAUAUUGAGGGUAUUGAGGCAAUUAGGAAUGAAGCACAAAUGCACCCAGCUGACAUGGUAUGAUAUCUUGGAAAGAGCUACAAGUGUUGAAAUGUUCAAUGAAGAGGAUGGAACCAGUGCUAAGGAACGUUCUAAGCAGUGUGUGAUAGCAAUGACCAAGAAACUUGAGUCACCAAGAUUGAGUAUCAUCAAAAACACUGAUAAGGACAUACCCAAUGAUGUUCAGGACAAACUUCUAAAGACAGCCUUUCUGCCUAUAAAACAAUGUCCUCUAGAUUUUCCAAACGAAUUGUGGAAGCAAUCUGAUUCACAAUUUGGAACUGCAGAUGAUCUCCAUUUAGCAAAACAUAUGCAUUACAUCAGCAAGGCCAGUUUCAUUUUAGAUGAAACUAAUAUGUCUCCAUUUCCAUAUUCUGUCUCUGUAUUACUCGGUUUGGAUAGGAAAAAUAUCCCCUUAGAUUGGGCACUUGAUCAAAUGACUGCUAUCAUAUCGUACCCCUGUAUCGACAAGAUGUUACUGGUAAGAAUGUGCAGUUCUGUCUAUGAUUUUUUAGAACAGAAACUUAAACAUGUUCAAGCAGAAGAGGAGGCAUAUCACCAGACUAAGACUAAGAUCAACAAUGCACUUUGCUUCUCGCAAUGUUUGUUGAUUGAUCAAACAUUGAUAUAUCCACAGCAAAUUGCUGAGGAUUUGAAUCCUUCAUGUCCUCCAUAUCUGUAUGGAUUGAAUGGACACUCCAUGAAAUGGAAAUAUCAAAAGCUGUUAAAGGCCUUUGAAGUUAAAGCAAGAUUUGGUUCUGAUGACUUCAAAAAAGCCCUUGGAGACAUGCACCAAGAUAUUCAAGAUAAUGUGAUGAGCCCGAAGCAGCUAGAAGUUGCACUGAAUCUUGUGAGUCAGCUUUACAAUGCUCGAAAAUAUGAGGAUGUAUUGAUAGAUGAUUUGGCUGAAAUAUAUGCGCCGACAGAAGAUCGGAGACUAGUACUUGCUUCAGACCUAUGCUUUGAUGAUAUUCCAUCUCAAUGGGUCAAGACUACUGAGACAAUGAAUUUUGCACAUGAUAGCUUACCCCGUGGACUUGGAAUCAAAACAAAACAGGAAAAAAAUUUCAGAUUAAUAAGUGAAGCUAUUCCGUUCGGUCAAAAGGAAAAACUGACACAACGACUUAAGAAUAUUAUCAAGUCAUAUCCAUGUGACCAAUCUAUCAUGAAGGAGUUGUUGCAGAAUGCAGAUGAUGCUUGUGCUACAGAACUUCAUUUUGUCCUUGAUAAACGCCAACAUGCUGGAAAGAAACUGUUUCUGGAAAGUUGGAGUCACCUUCAAGGCCCAGCACUGCUUGUGUACAACAACAAACCUUUUACAGAGAAGGACUUGGCAGGAAUUCAGAAUCUUGGUGAGGGAAGCAAGGGAAGUGACCCUAACAAAACUGGACAGUAUGGGAUAGGGUUCAAUGCAGUAUACCACUUAACUGACACACCUACAUUCCUGACUAAUGGGUCUGAAAUUGGCACAAAACUGUGUGCAUUUGAUCCUAACCUAAAGUAUGUGUGUGAUGAAGACACCCCUGCUCCCGGUGUACAGAUACAAGUUAACAAUCAUAGGAGGGAAGUGUAUCCAGAUGUGUUUUCAUGUUACGAACAUGAAUUCUUCAGUGAGGAAGAAUCUACAUUAUUUAGAUUACCAUUGAGAACUCAAGAAAUAGCUGAUCAAUCUGCCAUCAGCAAUGAGGCGGUCAAACCAGAGAAUGUACAGAAAUUGCUAGAAGAAUUCAAAAGUGAGAUGUUUGAUGCUCUACUCUUUGUGAAUAGUGUUGAGAAAAUUGUAGUUGGACAGAUAGAUGCACAUGCACAAGAAAACAAGAUGCAUGCACAAUACCAUGUGACUGCAGAGAUAUCUGAGGAAGAUAAAGUAAAGCUUCGUGCAUUUAAUGAAAAAGUGACAUCCCAUACAAUAGGUCUUAAAUCAGGAAAGAUAACAGUUGAUGAAAUACCUCUCAUUGAAGUCACAUAUGAAAAGUGUAUUACUGAUAGCAAGGGAAAGAAAGAAACAUGGCUUAUAUCGAGAAGAUUUGGCUUUGAAGAGGGCAUAGAAAUAGCACCUUGCAUUAAAGAGGCUUACACUAGAGGAGAUCUGCUUUUGUUACCUCAUGGAGCUGUGGCAGGGAGAACUGAAACAAAAGGACAGACACAUUCCAAGGCAUUUUGUUUUCUUCCACUCCCUGUUGAGAUCAAUGUACCUGUUCAUAUCAAUGGGCAUUUCGCUCUAGACGAUGCCCGCCGAGACCUGUUUGAUGACAAAAGUUACAGGACUGAAUGGAAUCAUCUUGUUCUUAAGGAAAUUGUUGUUCCAGCAUACAUCACAUAUAUAAAUAAAAUUAAAGUAAUGCUCAAUCUUGGUGCAGGUGAGCCACUUGCAUAUGGAUCCACAUUAUUAAAACUGGAGCAAUAUUACAACUUAUUUCCAAAAGCAGCCAAUGAGAACUUUUCACAAAGCUACUGGGAUUUUAUGAGUGUGGAGUUGUAUCGGACCAUAGCAUCUAACCAAGAUGUGAUGUUAUUGCCAGUAGUGACAAAGACUACAUCAACAGAUAGUUGUACCAUCAAAUGGUGGCCUGUUAACAGCAUCAGCACAGAUGAGGAAGAUGUUUACUUUGACAACAUUUGUAAUUCAGAUUCAGAAGCCAUGGAAAAUUUUGUUCACAUUUCUAACAGAGCUGGUACUUACAACAUCAAAGCCAAGAGAGAUACGGAGAGUAGGAAUCCAUGUAUAUCUGAUGUUCUUAAAACUCUAGGAAUGAGGCUAUUGGACAUGCCACAAUCAAUUUUUGACAACUUCAAUCAAUCUGGUGUCACACUUAAAACUGUCACACCAGCUUCAGUUAUCGCUUUUCUGAAGACAUGGCAUUCACCAAAACCAUUGUGCAAGUUAAAACUUUCUAUUCCAGUAGAAUCUUCACUAUUUUGUGGAGUAAAAUGUGUGGCAGACUUACUAGAAUAUUGUUUGAAUGACAAACACAGUGGCAAAGUGGAUAUAGAGAACUUACCACUCUGUGUGCAGCAAGACAAUGUACUGACUAAAUUUUCAUCUGAAGACCCAAAGAUUCUAUCUGACUUUGUUGAUCUAGUUCCAAAGAUGUCCAAUAAGUUCAUCCACAAGAUGUUGCUUCCAAUAUUGGACCAGCACAAGGACCAACCUGCUCUUUGUGAGUUAUCAAUUAGAAGACUAUCUGAGCUUCUUCCACAGUCUGAAUUCAAGUCUAAACUGUUUGAUAAGGAAAUAGAUGUUGAAUCAUCAAAGUUUGGUUACAAAUUUGAGCAUUGGAUAUCUAGACUUUGGACAUUUGUUGGUUCUACAACUGAAAUCAAAGCAAUUCAGGAGAAAAGUGAUGUUUCAGAAAAAAUCAUGGAAAUUGAAGGUUGUUUACAGCCCCUCUCAAAGUGGUCCAUAAUACCAUGCAUAAGGAGUCAAACUCACAAUAUGAUUCAAACUGACACAUCUGUUUUAGCUCCAAUUUGUAGAAGGUAUACUAUCUUAGAUGUUAACUGUACAAGACCAGAUAGCAAAACAAAAGACUCUGGCCUUUUGGAUGUGCUCAAGAAAAUACCUGUGCUCAAAUUAGAUUCCGGUGCACUCCCAGGUUAUGCCCAGUUGCUAGUUACUACUGUAUGUAACCCAUCAAAUAUGCUUGACAUGUUAUUACACAUAAAAAAACAUGCACCAGAAAAGUUUACUCUCAGGUCGACAGAUGCAGACAUUGUUCUUGGAUAUUAUGUAGAAAAUCUUCAACUCACAAAGGAUACACCACAUGCCAUUACCAAGUUACGACAGCUUCCUUUGUUUGUAACAAUGCAGUACAGUUGCAUUUCAGUGACUGACACAAAUGAACAUGAUGAACCACAAGAUGUAGAUGUCUAUGUAAUUCCAAGUAGUGUUCCAACUGCUGGUAUGGACUGUUGGCUCCAAGGUAAAACACAUAGAAGAUGUUUCUUAAAAGAGAAGAAGAGAUUCGAAGAGCUAUACGAUUGGCUUGGAUUCACAACCCAGACUGUGUCAGAGUUGUACUGUGGAUUUAUGUUCCCUCAGUUCAGCUUGUUGAACUCCGAAGAAAGGAAACAUCACCUGAGAUACCUAAAGAAUGAUGUCAUACCUGAUCUUGACCACAUUGUUGAUACAGAAUAUAAAAAAUAUACAAAUGCAGAAAAAAUUAAAGCUGCUAAAGAAAGAGAUGUUCUUCUUAGUGGCUUAAGGACACUUGAAUUCAUUGAAGAUCCUUUAGAUGACACUAUUCUUCAUUGUGUAUCAAAAUUUGUUGAUCAACUCAACCCUGUUUGGAGAGAGAUGAGACCAACUCAACAUCUACCAGACGCUUGGUUUCAAUCUUACACUACAGAAUGUGACAAAUAUAGACUAUUCAAGAAGGAAGAUAACUGGACACCAUUCUUUAGAAGAUUUGGUUUGAAAUCAUAUAUUAGUCCAGUAGAGUUUGCAGAAUUUGCUAAGGAAGUUGAAAGUGAGGCAAAACUGUUGAAUAUGGAUGAAUCCUCACACUACGAUAGUAAAAGAUCUGCAGCUGAUGGUAUUGAGAAAAAGUCCAGAGUUCUAGUAAAGCACCUAUUUCAGAGAAAGGAUAUCCUAGCUGUAGGAAUAUCGGCCAUGGUGAAAGCUAUAAAAUUCAUUUCACCACAUCUUGUAAAGGGUACAUUGGCAGGUAUAUCCCCUCAAUAUGGCAUUACACGAAAAGAUGGAAGACCAGUUUCAGGAUCAUAUGUGUGUUUUCAAGAUUCUCUGAGUUCAGAUUUCGACAAAUUAACUUGGACAGUUUCAUCUGUACUGCCAAGAUAUGCAGAUGUAUCAGCUGUACAAUAUGCAAACCUCCACUCUGAUUUAUUUCAUGAUUUCAUUGGUUUCAAUAAAAUUGAAAAAAGGUUGAUCUCAAUAAAAGAUCAGUUACACUACACGCUAUCAUCACCAAAGCAGCCAACAGGUUCCUUGGUUGGGCAGAAUUGGAUAAACAUCUGCAAGGCUGUUAAACUCGACAAGCUACAUCAGUACCAAAAACUGGAGCUGAUCGAAAUUUGUACCAAAACAUUUGAGUAUCUGCAAAGAUGUGAACAUGAAAUAGAUAAAAAAGUUUGGGAUCAGUUGCAGAAUACCAAUGUCAUUUUUGUGGAUGCAGGGCAAAGACUUGUCAUGCCAAGGCAACUUUUAAUAGAUCCCUACCGGGGAGAUGAAAUAUAUGGAUAUAUUUACAAAAUACCAUCAAACCUUGAAGCCAGUAAAAGCAUUCUGCAAAAAUUAGGCUGCACUGAAAAAGUGACUCUUUGCCAGCUAUCCAAAGUACUAGAGGAAAUAUACAUUGCAAGUAGAAAUACUAGUAGUCAAACUGAAUUUGUGAAGGAUCCAAAUGCUUUAUAUGCCUUCCAGAAGGCCUUAACUCACUUCUUCCAUUUGGUCCUGGUGGAGAAAGAACAUGAUUUCAGUGGGAUAGACAAACUUUACCUUCUGUCCAACAAUAACCAGUUAAAAGAUGCUGCUACAUUAGUUUGCAACGAUAGACCUGAUUACAAAAGAAGAGUGAAAAAACUGGAAGUUGAAUCCCAGUCUUUUAUGAAAGAUCUCUCAAGUCUCGACAUCCUACUACCUAAUGAAGCAGAGUCUCUGAAACAGUUACCAGUACACUUAAGACCACGUAUGCUUUCAUCUAUUGUAGUAGAGGUUCUUGCAGAUUCAGAGUUAGUGCCAGUUACAUAUAAUGUAGCAAUUGUUGAACAACUGAACUCUAGGCUAAAAGAUAAACAUUUCUACCAUGGGAUUCUCAGGUUAGUCCACAAUACGAGAAGCAAGGGAAAAGAUGCUGAUGUGGACAAACACAUACUACUACAGCUGCAAAGUAUUGAGAUCAUUGGUACAGAAAAAAUUACAACUGUAUUAAAACUGUCUGACUCCAAUGAAAUACUACUUAAUACUGAAAAACAAAAGCCAUAUCAUAUUGAUCAGACUGAUGGAACAAAGGUGUAUAUCAAUUUUCAGAGAAGAGGCCACACUGAAGUUGCAAACAGAAUUGUUAAGAUGAUCAUAGGGAUGCAUGUAAACCUUCAAGACUAUGAGAUGAGAUUGUACUUUAUGCUAAGGCAUGACAAUCCAGGAGACAUAUUGAGUGUGUUAGAUGAUGAUGGAAUAAAUGAAUACAACAUAUCAUAUGAAGAUAUGAAUCUUCCUGUACCUGGGGAUUAUAUCCCAGUUGCUGACCAUCACUUACUAGAAAAGCGACCAGGCAGUUUGUUUGCAGGAGAUUUUGUAGCAUACUCUGAAGACAGCAUUGUUGUACAAAUAGAAUGUGGAGUAGCACCUGUCUACAAAUAUGCAAAGAUUAUCAGACAUGUUCGCAAAGACGAACAUAGAACAUACAAGGUUUUUGAGAUAGAUGUUGGUGGUGGAGAGAAGGUUGAGAAGCCAGAUUUUGAAUUGUAUGCAUUUAAAUCCAUCAAGGAUAUUGAAGAAGAGGAUGCAAGCACAGAUGACCAUCUUCCUACUCUUGAUGAGAUUAAGAAAGAAGUGUCUGAUAUGCUAGAAAGGACAUGGGAUUUGGAAGAAAAUGUAAGAAUUCAUCUUGUCACUCGGGCAAUGGAAAUGUGGCAAGCAAGUGAAAACCCUCACAGGGAAGAGACAUUUUGCAACAACAUAAUUCAGCAUAUCUUUGAUGAAAAUAUUAGACUAUCAAAAAUCAGUAGAACACCUAAGCAACAUUAUGAUGAGCAUUUUCCAGAUGAAAAGGGGGAGAGUCAGCAACCAUCAUAUACAGAAUCACUUAGGAAGGUCAAGGACUACCUGUAUGACAGAUCACAAAUCCAUAUAGCUCAGCGUAAGAUGUACUUAGAGCAUGUAAAUAGCGACCCAUGUAUCUCUAGUGGAUCUUCACUUUCAUCUAGAAGUAAAAGCAGGUUCAGUUUUCAACAGUCUCCAUCAUUUGGUGCCAAGAAUCCUCAGCCCGGUGAAGCAGUAAGAUGGAUGAAACAAGCAAAGUUUGACCUUGAGACUGCCCAGUGUCAUGGUCUUAAAAAGUCCAAGGAAUGGAUAUACUAUAUCUGCCUGCAAUCUGCUGAGAAAGCCCUGAAGGCGGCUCUGUACUACAUAGAUGCCCUGGAAGCCUCUCUCUCACAUGAUAUACCAGUCAUUGCACGUCACUUGGGUGAUGGCAUGCUAACAUCAGCUGCUAAACAGCUUCAAGCACUAACAGGAGAGCACACAACAAUGAGAUAUCCCAGUAAAGUACCUUACCCCCAUACACCACGUGACAUGUUUUUGAAUAAAGAUUCAUAUAGUGUGAUCUCACUUACCCAGCAAAUAGUAGAUCAGUCACAAGCAUAUAUGGAUAGACUUCAUUGAGUUGCAGAUAGAUGCCCAUGCCACAACUACCAUGAUAUUUUGGAGAAUUUCUGCAUAUGAAAUUGUGAAAAUGUGGAGAUCGAGGUACACACUGAGUGUUUCAUGUAAAUGUUCAAUCAACUCAGAGAUGGAAUAUAUUCAAAUUAAUAACUGUAUGUUAUCUAGCACCAAAUGUGUGAUAUUCAUGUAAUGUACAUACACAUGUAAGCUUUGAAAUGAAAUUUACACUUUUCAAAGUAGAGAAUAAAUCAUCAAUGACCAUGUUUGUAAAUGGGGUUUGUCCUCUGAAAAUGUAUAUUGCAUAUUGAGAUUACAUGGUUAAAACAUACAUUUUUAGGAUUUCGAUAUUCAUGAUACUACAUUUACAUGUACAUCUAAAUAAAACUUUUGGUAUAGCCAUACAAUGUGCAGCUUCAGUUUGAAAA
Owenia fusiformis is the source of this 14118-nucleotide messenger RNA. NCBI's taxonomy places the organism in Eukaryota, Metazoa, Annelida, Polychaeta, Sabellida, Oweniidae. The record is from the annotation of a GenBank genome assembly.